AAUAGAAAAAGACACAGCACAACGGCUCUUAUUACCCGUCGCCUAGCUUGUUGUCCCCACAGAAUAGCUACCACCCACUAUAUUAUUUCCUUUACCAUGAUGCCAUCCACUAAUUACCCAAAAUACCCCUCCAACGUUCUCCUCACGUCGACUUAACUGAUAUACAACCAAAGGUUAUUAUCGUCCAAGCAAACACAUUCACAAAUAUCCUUUUUCUCAAUUUAGAAAUAUUUUUUUAAUUACAUUUUCUCUCUUCUUCUUCUUCUUCUUCUUCUUCUUCUUCUUCUUCUGCAACACAGUGCUUCGUAAGUCACUGCUACUCUCUGACGAAGCUUCGUCAAAUGUCAAGAGCAAAUAUCGAAAUUUGAGUUUCCGAGUCAAAUAACUCACUGAGUCAAACAUUUUGAGUCGAGAUUUUCCAUCAUGUUGGAGGGAAUACUCGGCAGAACCUUCGCCGCAAAAUGCAAAUCGUACGUCAAAUUGACCAAGAAUCGGAUUGAAGUGAUAAGGAGAAAGAGAAGAGCGACAGAGAAGUUUCUCAAGAAAGAUAUCGCUGAUCUUCUCCACAGUGGUCUAGAUAUCAAUGCAUAUGGAAGGGCUGAAGGACUCUUGGUUGAGUUGACACUGUCAUCUUGUUAUGGUUUUGUGGAGAAAUCAUGUGAGCUUGUGUUGAAGCAUCUCUCAGUGAUGCAGAAGUUAAGUGGCUGCCCUGAGGAAUGCAGAGUGGCAGUAUCAUCUUUGAUGUUUGCUGCUGCAAGAUUUUCCGAUUUACCAGAGUUACGUGACCUUAGGCAAAUAUUUCAGGAGAGAUAUGGGAGUUCCUUAGAGUGUUUUGUCAAUCCAGAGUUUGCUGCAAAUUUGAAUAUUAAGUCUUCUACAUUGGAAAGGAAAGUCUGCUUGAUGCAGGAAAUUGCAUCAGAGUUCUCAAUAAAUUGGGACUCCAAGGCUUUCGAACUAAGGAUGUCAAGAUCCUCUGCAUUUGCACAGGGCCAGAGUGCUAGUAUGUGUAACAAUUUGUUUGAUAAUCAUAUAUCAUCACUCAGCAAGAAUGGUAACCAGAAAGAUGUAAAGAAUGAUGUUUUGUUGGAGAAUGGCAAGGAAGCUGUUAUCCUAAACAGAGAUGAUCAUGAUCUUCAUUAUAAAUCCACAGUCCCUGAAAAUGGAUUCAAGCCACUAAAUGGUCGUGAAGUCCUUGGGAAAAAGGAUGGCAAUGAUAAUUCAUUAACAGGAAUGUUAGAGGAUACUGCUACAAAGAGUGAUAGAAGCUAUUGGAAGGAUGAUAAUAUGGUAAAACCAAAUGGACAUUCAUUUCAUGAGAAAACUAUGGAACAGUUUGAAGGUGGUUGCAAGCUGCCCAACAGUUGGGGGAGUCCAACCCCACCAAGAAUAAGCCAGGACACUACAACUGCUAGUAGAAUAGGAUCACGUUUCAGGAGUAGUGUGAAGGAGCCAUGUGUUGUUAAUCUUCUUGGCACGCCAGAUACUGAUAAACCUGAGAGAACAGUUCAAAAUGAUGAAAAGCGUAUGCUAAAGCCUUGCUAUAGUAAGGCCAUUCCACCUCCGUAUGUUAAACAUAUAUCUAAGCAUCAGAACAAAUCACAUGGAGUCAAUGUAGUAUCUUCACAUACUGACAGCGACGGCUUCUUUACAUGUCCUUCAGUUCAUGAGAACUCUGAUGCUGCAUCUAUGUCAGAGAGGAUCCGAAUAGGUUUGGAUAAUUCUGACCUGGAUUGGCAGGCCAGUAGACACGAGAAACUGAUGAAACAGAGUCAUAAAAAGGAAUUAUAUUUUUGUGAAGAUGCUAAAGAAAUCCCUAUGGUAAAACCAAAAUCUACAAGGCGAAAGCACUCGAGAUCACGAUCUAGUCACUACGAUUCCCCUAAUGCAGAUACUGAACUUGCGAGAAAAGCAAGGAGCAGAAGUAGGAGACGAGCUGAAUCAAGACGUGGUCUGCAAAAUUUGUUUGAUGAUGAGCAGCAUCAAAAUGCUGCAGAGGAAAAAAUAAUAGAUAAAUUACUGAUUCAUUAUAGUAAAAAACCUUCAAGUAUAGUGCCUGAACGAGUACGAAAUAAGUCAAAAAGUCACCAUGCACAUAAAAUGGAUAAUUCAAAGAGAGAGCAACUGCAGAAUGGAAGUGGAGAUGGGUCUGAUGAGACACCAGAGAUUGUUACUCUUGCCCUACGAUCAGUUUCCCUUCCGCGUGAACAAACUAGAGUAGUAGAAGCUAAGAAAGAAUUUCUUCGUGCUGCUUCAUUUCAGCCAGAUAGAUCGCACGAAGCUCGGCAUGUGCAUCCCAACUUGCCUGACUAUGAUGAUUUAGCAACUAGGCUUGCUGCCUUGAGAGGAAUAUAAGGUAAAUGACAGUAACAAAUUGAAUAAAUACUCCUCCCUCAUAUGCUUGAUUGCAUUCAUUAUGAUGAUCUCACUUCAAUCUAAUAUACACCAGGUGGUUCUUUUGUUGCAAACUGUUUACUUCUUUGGGCCUGUACUAAGUCAUCAUAUUCAUAGGGUGGUCUUAUCUGUGUUGGUUGACAAUCUGACGCUACUAUAGGAUACCCGCGGUAUCAAUUCAUUUUUUUUCUUCGAAUUGUUGUAAAAGUAGCUGUAAGUUGUAACACAAAUUGACGAUAUGCUUACUCUCUUUGAGUUGAGGCUGAAAGGAUAUUGAGAUGGGCGCUAUUGUUUCAGAGCUUUUGCUCAACCCUAAUCCCCUCCUCCCCCCUGUGUACAAUGUUAUUAGUGUAUUAAAAUAUAUUAUUUUAUAGUUGUAUAAUUUGUACAAAUAAUGUCGAAUUAUUGUUUGAUUGGCCUUGUUGAAAAAGAUGGUGUUCAAGUGAUUUCUACA
Messenger RNA from Cicer arietinum (chickpea), 2845 nucleotides. RefSeq lists its product as uncharacterized. Lineage: Eukaryota; Viridiplantae; Streptophyta; Magnoliopsida; Fabales; Fabaceae. The record is from RefSeq and is a predicted model, not a curated record. Gene Ontology annotation, biological process: protein transport.